GUGUCAACACCAUGAACCCAACUAAAGACGUGUCAAUCCAAGCCUCAGCUUCGUGUACUUCCACGUAGGCUUGUACAACCGUUUGCUCUCCGAACCUCAAUAAACAAACAAAAAACCCACGAUAAUAGAAAAUCAAUCAGCAGUUUCCUUCUCCAUCUAUCCCAAAAAACUCAACAAGAAUCAAAGGCAUUUUCUCGAUUUUUCCCAUCUGCCGUUUAAUUUCACUUGAAGUCACUCUCUUUCCGCAAUUUUGGAUUCUGCCUCCAUUGAAGAACUUCCUGAAAUCAUUUAUAACCCCUGAUUCUAUAGCAUUCAUUUAAAACAAAAUGAGUUGCCUGUUGAAGAAAAAUAAGAACUACUGGUUUGUAUUUCUAUUCCAUUUGAUUUUGCUUUUUAGAUUCAGUUUUUUCACACAUGCAAUUUUGGACCCAAUUGAUUUCUUGGCCCUGCAAUCGAUUCGAAAGAGCUUGGAUGAUUUGCCCGGGUCGAAUUACUUCGCUUCAUGGGAUUUCACUUCGGAGCCGUGCAGUUUUGCGGGUGUGUAUUGUGAUGGAGAUAAAGUGGUUGCCUUAAAUCUCGGUGAUUCUCGAGCUGGGUCACCGGGUAUAACUGGCCGGAUAGACCCAGCGAUCGGAAAAUUAUCGGGUCUCGCAGAGUUAACCAUAGUCCCUGGUCGGGUCAAUGGGUCUCUGCCUCGAACCCUUUUUCAGUUGAAGAACCUCAGGUUUCUUGCGAUCAGCAGGAACAUGAUUUCCGGCGAGAUUCCGGCGACUCUGGUCCAGCUCCCUAGACUCCAAACUCUAGAUCUUUGCUUCAAUCAGAUCACUGGAAGCAUUCCCUCGUCCAUCGGAACUCUACCGACGUUGUCCAAUGUUAUUCUCUCUCACAACCGUCUCUCCGGUUCGGUUCCGCCGUUUGUUUCUCACUCCCUAACCCGGCUAGACCUUAAGAACAACAAUCUAUCCGGUUUGCUCUCUCCGAUCUCACUCCCUCCCUCACUCCAAUAUCUCUCACUGUCGUCAAACCGACUAGCCGGUCCAGUGGACCGACUAUUAUCCCGUCUAAACCGGCUAAACUUUCUCGACCUUAGCGUGAACCAAUUCUCUGGCUUUAUUCCGGGCAAUAUAUUUACAUUUCCAAUCACCAGCCUCCAACUACAAAGAAACCAAUUUUCCGGUCCGGUUCAACCACUUGAUGAGGUGACAAUCACCAGCGUUGAUCUAAGCUUCAACCGGCUUUUUGGCCAAAUAUCUCCCAGGCUCUCAACGGUUCAGAAUUUGUAUCUGAAUAAUAACCGGUUCACAGGCCUUGUUCCCAGCAACUUCGUGGAACGGUUAUUAGCAGGCAGUAUACAAACACUGUAUUUGCAGCAUAAUUUUUUGACCGGGAUAGAAAUUAAUCCAACGGUUGAGAUUCCUCUUAGCAGUUCGUUGUGUCUACAGUAUAAUUGUAUGGUCCCGCCCGUAGAUACGCCUUGCCCGGUGAACGCUGGGACCCAGAAAACAAGGCCCACUACACAAUGCAUAGGGUGGGAAGGGUAAAAUGAGGAAUUCCUGUUUUGCAACGGGGACAGAAUGGGAAAUGUAUAAUACGAUAAGUGGGUUUUUGUACGAAAUACCUUUUAAAUUUGUAUUCGUUUAUUUGAUUCAUAGUUAGAAAUCAGAUUGCAAAUCUA
Olea europaea var. sylvestris is the source of this 1675-nucleotide messenger RNA. RefSeq names its product probably inactive leucine-rich repeat receptor-like protein kinase At2g25790. Gene Ontology annotation, molecular function: protein binding. Lineage: Eukaryota; Viridiplantae; Streptophyta; Magnoliopsida; Lamiales; Oleaceae. The transcript has a single exon. Bases 327 to 1541 code for a protein of 404 amino acids. The record is from RefSeq and is a predicted model, not a curated record.